CGGGGGCGGGGGCGGGGGCCACAGAAGUUCUGCACAAAAAAAAAGAAAAAUCUCUUUCGUUUCUCUUGUAUAGAGUUAAAGGAGUGGUUCUGGUAAGAUAAUAAAUACGUUUUUUUUUUUUAAAGAAAUGUGUUUGUUUGUAGUAUAUUUACUAUGCGGGAUAGCAGCCGUGUUCCCUAUAGCAGCGACACCGCCCAAGGGGAACUCGCUCAGUGACAAAGGUGUCACCAUGGCGACGGUGUCCUGGGACAGCACAGAGAAAGCAGUGGUUUUGAAAGAAGGGGUGAUGGCAGAAGGCGGAGACGCGUACGGUUUUUAUAACGACUCUCUGUACCAGAGCGGCUGGGGGGUGCUGGAGCUGAGAGCGGGGUACGGGGCGACGAGGGACCCCGAUACCGUCAUGUACCUCGCCGGCUACCUGGAGGGGUACCUCACAGCACGGCAGAUGGGGGAUCAUUACAGAAACCUGUACCCCCAGCUCAUAACGGACCUCACAAUAGCCUCAAAAGUCGAAGACUUUCUCAAGAAGCAGUAUUUCUGGGCGCGUGAUGAGGUGCACAGGAAGGGAGGUGGGGACCCUCUCUGGCGUCACGUUGGUUAUGUCCUGUCCCAGCUCGAUGGGCUGCACGCAGGGGCUGUGGAGUGGGCAAAGAGGAGCCGGAGUGAGCCCCUGUCUGUAUUUGCAGUUCAGUUUCUCAAUGGUCUUGGUGAUUUGCUGGAUCUCAUUCCCAUGUUGUUUCCUGGCAACCACACUGACUGGCACUCCCACAGCUGGGCCAAACAGAACCAGAACCGGGACCGGACCACCAUGGGGCACUGCUCCGCACUUAUCAAGGUGUUGCCCGGGUUCGAGAAUGUCUUCAUCUCCCACUCCAGCUGGUUCAGCUACACGGCCACCAUGAGAAUCUUCAAGCACUGGGACUUCAAACUGGAGGACCAGCAAACCGCCACGGGCCGGCAUUCCUUCAGCAGCUACCCGGGCUUCCUCAUGUCUCUGGACGAUUUCUACCUGCUUGGCAGCGGCCUGGCGAUGGUGCAGACCACCAAUGGGAUCUACGACCGCUCCCUCUUCAAACUGGUCACUCCCCAGUCUCUGCUGGCCUGGCAGCGGGUGCGAGUGUCGAACAUGAUGGCUCGCGACGGGAAGGAGUGGGCUAGCGUCUUCUCCAAGUACAAUUCAGGUAGCUAUAAUAACCAGUACAUGAACUCGAUUUGAACAGAUUCACCUAGGAGGACCUCGAGGAAGGAGCUCUCUUCAAUAGAACAGAUUCCGGGAUUGGUGGAGUUCUCUGACCAGACCGUCUUGAGAAGGGGAUACUGGCCCUCCUAUAACAUCCCGUUUCACAAGCAGAUCUACGCUCGGAGCGGAUACCCGGCGAUGAGGGAGCGCUUCGGGCUGGAAUACUCCUACGACCUCUGUCCUCGAGCCAAGAUCUUGCGCCGGGAUCAGAGUUCCGUGCGGGACCUGGACUCCCUGCGGCACAUCAUGAGAUACAAUGCGUACCGGACAGACCCGUACUCAGAGGGGAAUCCGUGUAAAACGAUCUGCUGCAGACAAGACUUGAACAAACAGCAGCCCGUUCCCGGGGGAUGCUACGACACCAAGGUCACUGAUUUCAAGUUGGCUCGAAGGUUUGUCUCAGAGGCAGUGAAUGGGCCCACAGUCCAGGACGGGCUUCCCGCGUUCAGCUGGAGAGAAUUCAAUGAGACGAGACACGCCGGCCUCCCAGAGUCCUACAACUUCACCUUCCUCACCAUGCAGCCUGUCCUCUUCCACCCCUAGACCCGCAUCGCCAGGGAGAGGCGUCCAGCGGCUCACAGAGACAUCCGAACGGGAGCUUCAGAUCCCGGCCGAGCCUCAGACUCGCUGUGUGCGUGUGUCUGUCUCUGUGUGUGUGUGCGUGCGUGUGUGUGUGUGUGUGUGUGUGUGUGUGUGU
This is a messenger RNA of Polyodon spathula (Mississippi paddlefish), 1937 nucleotides long. Its product is annotated as phospholipase B-like 1. Gene Ontology annotation, cellular component: extracellular region. Gene Ontology annotation, molecular function: glycerophospholipase activity. The record is from RefSeq and is a predicted model, not a curated record. Lineage: Eukaryota; Metazoa; Chordata; Actinopteri; Acipenseriformes; Polyodontidae. Gene Ontology annotation, biological process: phospholipid catabolic process.